This is a messenger RNA of Eruca vesicaria subsp. sativa (arugula), 3227 nucleotides long. The record is from the annotation of a GenBank genome assembly. Lineage: Eukaryota; Viridiplantae; Streptophyta; Magnoliopsida; Brassicales; Brassicaceae.
AUCGUAUGUCUUUUUUUUUAUCUUAUAAAGAUUUUUCAAAAUAAGUGUCCAAGUGGUCCCACCACUAUUUUGUAUUUCCUAAAAAAAAUUAAAAUUAUUUUUGCUCUGUACUAAUUAAGUUUCUCUCUCCAACCUUCUUUCUCUCCCCUAACCUUUUGUACUGGCCAUAACCAUUACCAUACAUACUCUCAUUCUCUCCUUCACGCCACAAACGCAUAUCUCAUCAUCGCAUCUCCAUCACCAGUGGAUGUUCAAAGUUGUCUGAGAUGGAGGCUAGAAUUGAAGGUGAGGGUCAACAGUUGUAUGGGUUUAGAGCUGUUGGCAAAAGGAGUGUGGAGUGGGAUUUGAAUGAUUGGAAAUGGGAUGGUGAUCUCUUUGUAGCUACACAGUUGAAUCCUGGUGGUAGCCAAACCAUGGGGCGUCAGUUUUUCCCAUCCAAUAGCUCUUCCUCCUGCUCUGAUGAAGGGAUUAAUAAUAAUAAUACAAGAGAAGUUGAGAAGAAAAGAAGAGCUGCUGCAACAGGGGAAGGCCUUAGUUUGAAGUUAGGGGACAAUGGUUUUGAUCUUAAUGGUGAAAGAGAAGGGACCUCUGCGGCUAAGAAGACGAAGUUUGGAGGUGUGGCUAAUCGCUCGGUGUGUCAGGUGGAGAACUGUGAAGCUGAUCUUAGCAAAGUUAAGGAUUAUCAUAGACGUCAUAAGGUGUGUGAGAUGCAUUCUAAGGCUACUAGUGCACUUGUCGGUGGUAUUAUGCAGCGGUUUUGUCAGCAAUGUAGUAGGUUCCAUGUUCUUGAGGAGUUUGAUGAAGGAAAGAGAAGCUGUCGUAGACGUUUGGCUGGUCAUAAUAAACGUAGGAGGAAAACAAAUCCUGAACCUGGCACUAACGGGAAUCCUCUUAGUGAUGAUAAUCAAUCAAGCAAUUAUCUGUUGGUUACUCUCUUGAAGAUACUCUCCAAUAUGCACUCCAAUCAAUCAGACCAUCCCGGUGAUCAAGAUCUGAUGACUCAUCUUCUGAAGAGCCUUGUCAGCCAUGCUGGUGAACAACUAGGGAAAAGCUUGGUUGAACUUCUCAUGCAAGGAGGAUCACAAGCUAUUGGAAGCUCGGGUUUGCUUGCAAUUGAGCAAGCUCCUCAAGAGGACUUAAAGCAAGCUCCACAGAUUCCUCCGCAGGAAUUGUAUGCUAAUGGGACAGCUACCGAGAUCAGAUCAGAGAAACAAGUCAAAGUAAAUGAUUUUGAUUUGAAUGAUAUCUAUAUAGACUCAGAUGAAGGUACAGAUAUCGAAAGAUCUCCUCCUACGACGAUUCCUGCAACCAGUUCUCUUGAUUAUCCUUCGUGGAUUCAUCAGUCUAGUCCACCUCAGACAGGUAGGAACUCAGAUUCAGCAUCUGACCAGUCUCCAUCAAGUUCCAGUGAAGAUGCUCAGAUGCGCACAGGUCGGAUUGUGUUCAAACUAUUUGGGAAAGAGCCAAAUGAUUUCCCUGUUAUCUUACGUGGACAGAUUCUUGACUGGUUAUCGCAUAGUCCAACUGACAUUGAAAGCUACAUUAGGCCUGGUUGUAUCAUAUUAACCAUCUAUCUUCGUCAAGCUGAAACUGCUUGGGAAGAACUUUCUGAUGACCUGGGCUUUAGCUUAAGGAAGCUUCUAGAACUCUCAGAUGAUCCUUUAUGGACAAGUGGAUGGAUUUAUGUUAGGGUGCAAAACCAACUUGCAUUUGUAUUUGACGGUCAGGUUGUUGUUGACACUUCCUUACCGCUAAGAAGUCGUGAUUACAGCCACAUUAUUAGUGUCAGACCACUCGCUGUAGCUGCAACAGGGAAGGCUCAGUUUACUGUAAAAGGCAUCAAUCUCCGUCGACCUGGCACAAGGUUACUUUGUGCUGUAGAAGGAAAAUACUUGAUUCAGGAAACAGGAGAUGAUUCAACGAAAGAGAAUGAUGAGAAUAAUGAGAUUGUUGAGUGUGUCAAUUUUUCUUGUGAUUUGCCUAUAACAAGCGGUCGAGGAUUCAUGGAGAUUGAAGACCAAGGACUCAGCAGCAGUUUCUUCCCUUUCAUAGUGGUUGAAGAAGAUGAUGUUUGUUCUGAAAUCCGUAGACUCGAAACCACCUUAGAGUUCACUGAAACUGAUUCCGCUAAGCAAGCUAUGGAAUUCAUUCAUGAAAUCGGUUGGCUACUUCACAGAAGUAAGCUCGGGGAAUCAGAUCCAAAUCCAGACGUUUUCCCAUUAACAAGAUUCAAGUGGCUCAUUGAGUUCUCAAUGGACCGAGAGUGGUGUGCUGUGAUCAGAAAGCUAUUGAACAUGUUCUUUGAAGGUGCUGUUGGUGAUUCUUCCUCUGAUGUCGAGCUAUCAGAACUGUGCCUUCUUCACAGAGCCGUCAGGAAAAACUCUAAGCCUAUGGUUGAAAUGCUCUUGAGAUACGUUCCCAAGCAGCAAAGAAUACACAGCUUGUUUAGACCAGAUGCUGCUGGUCCAGCUGGUUUAACACCUCUUCACAUUGCAGCUGGUAAAGAUGGUUCAGAAGAUGUGUUGGACGCUCUAACAGAAGAUCCUGCAAUGGUGGGGAUUGAAGCGUGGAGAGCAUCUAGGGACAGCACAGGCUUCACACCAGAAGACUAUGCACGCUUACGCGGUCACUUCUCAUACAUCCACUUGAUUCAACGCAAGAUCAAUAAAAAAUCAACAACUGAAGACCAUGUUGUGGUCAACAUCCCUGUCUCUUUCUCGGACAGAGAGCAGAAAGAACCAAAGUCAGGUCUGAGGACAUCAGCUUUGGAAAUCACGCAUACUAACCACCAGCUUCAGUGCAAGCUAUGUGACCAUAAACUGGUGUAUGGGACAGCUCGCCGGUCUGUAGCGUACAGACCAGCUAUGUUGUCAAUGGUGGCGAUUGCUGCGGUUUGCGUCUGUGUGGCACUACUCUUCAAGAGUUGCCCAGAAGUGCUCUAUGUGUUUCAACCGUUCAGGUGGGAGUUGUUGGACUAUGGAACAAGAUGAGUGUAAGCCUACGUUGAAGAAGUAUUUUGUAAGAUAUAAAUAUAACUGUUAUUACUUUUUAUAUAAAGGUGUGCUUUCAAUAUGUAACUAUGAGAAUAAGAAUAGAACAUGUGUUUAGAAGAUUGCUCUUUUGUAAAAUUCUCUCCUUUUCUCUUUGGAACAUGAAGAUUCUGUGUCUGAUAAUAUAUUUUUGUUGGCAUAAUUUUUCUUUGUAAUGAUACAAUGGAGAUGAUGUUG